This is a messenger RNA of Drosophila guanche, 1430 nucleotides long. RefSeq names its product diphosphoinositol polyphosphate phosphohydrolase 1 (gene Aps). The record is from RefSeq and is a predicted model, not a curated record. Gene Ontology annotation, cellular component: nucleus; cytoplasm. Bases 215 to 751 code for a protein of 178 amino acids. Gene Ontology annotation, biological process: adenosine 5'-(hexahydrogen pentaphosphate) catabolic process; diadenosine pentaphosphate catabolic process; diphosphoinositol polyphosphate metabolic process. The transcript has 4 exons. Gene Ontology annotation, molecular function: endopolyphosphatase activity; bis(5'-adenosyl)-pentaphosphatase activity; bis(5'-adenosyl)-hexaphosphatase activity. Lineage: Eukaryota; Metazoa; Arthropoda; Insecta; Diptera; Drosophilidae.
AGUAGCGAAUACAACACCGGCUCCCGAAUACAACACCUGCGCGCCUCCAACAAACACACGCACACAUACACACACUUGUUGCAGCAGCAGCAGCAUACAGACGUAGAGAGUGCGAGAUAACGGAGGAGGAGAAUUAAAAGUGCCUAAGAAGUCAUCAUCUGCUGCUAUCAGCGUUCGUUCGUUUGCCCCCAGCGUACUUACACAACUUGGAAAAAUGGUCAAGGAGAAACCCAACUCAACGCGCAUCUACGACAAGGAUGGCUUCAGGCGACGGGCUGCCUGCAUUUGCGUAAGGGCCGAAAACGAGGCAGAGGUCCUUUUGGUCACCUCUUCUAGGCGUCCAGAGCUUUGGAUCGUUCCAGGUGGUGGCGUGGAGCCCGAGGAAGAGCCCUCUGUGACAGCUGUACGCGAAGUGCUCGAAGAGGCCGGCGUUGUUGGCAGUCUAGGUCGUUGUCUGGGCGUUUUCGAGAAUAACGAUCAUAUGCAUCGGACUGAAGUGUUUGUCAUGAAUGUAACCAAGGAGCUGGAGGAGUGGGAGGACUCGCGCAGCAUUGGGCGCAAGCGGCAGUGGUUCACCAUCGAGGAUGCCUUGUCCCGGCUGGCGUUGCACAAACCAACGCAGCAGCACUACCUGAUGCAGUUGCAGCACUCGAAGACGCGGGACAACACGAAUCGUGUGGUGAAUGCCACGCAUCCGCCCAAGUUGACCAAUGUGGCCUCAUCACCAGCUGCAUCGCCAACAACGGCAUGAACACCACGUACUACACACAUAUACCCAAAAAAACACACACACACGCAACAUCCAAUCGCGUCAAAUCUAUUCUAAACUAUUCUUCAAAACCCCUCGCACAUUUUGACAUUUUUGGAAGUUUACAAAUAGACAGGCAGUUUAUAGUUUAUGUUGAUUAAGCAAUAUGUUAUCCACCACCCAUGCACCUUUACACUUACACCCUCCCAUACACAGCCUCCUAUCCGCCUUUCCUUGAGCCUUGUUUAAGUCAAGCAUUCAUUUAUGUCUUUAGUAAUUUGUAAUCGAACUAAAUUUACUUGAUUGUACUCUCCAAAAGGGAGAGAGAAAGAGUUAGGAGAGUGAGUUCGUGGAUGAGUAAAAAACAUCUAAAUAAUUAAAUGUAAUUCAAGAUCUAUAACUAACAAAAAAAACACACAAAAAACCAGAAAAUAUAAUAAUUUUUGAGCGAAUAGCACUUUUUGCAAAAACUAAAAAAAAAACUAGAGAAAAACUAAAACAAGAAGAAAGCAAAACAAAAUAUCUAUUAGAUUUUUCUACUCCUUUUUAUAAUUUACUCAAAAAUUGAUGGCAUAUUCUUAAUUGAUUCAAAUACCAAUUGGAAAUGCUACAACUUGAUUAACUGAUGAUUAAACAAUUAUGCUAAGCGGUCGAAACCAUACACAAUAAAACAAAAACCAAU